AGCUGCCGCUCCUCCUGUGGUAUCAGUUCACUGAAGACAGACAGACAACACUCGGAGACAUGGCAGCAGCUGACGUCAUCUUACAUCAGAAUGUGGUGGAGAGGGUGACCAGCCUCCCUCUGGUGAGCUCGACCUACAGCUUGGUGUCCAGCAUGUACUGCACCACCAAGGAAACCCACCCUUACAUCAGGACCGUGUGUGAGGCCGCCGAACAGGGAGUCCGCACCAUCACCUCCGUGGCCCUCACCACUGCUUCGCCAUUCAUGGACAAACUGGAGCCUCAGAUUGCCAUUGCCAAUGACCUUGCCUGUUUAGGUUUGGACAAGAUUGAGAAAACGUUGCCGAUUCUUCACCAGCCCUCUGAGCAAAUCGUUUCCAGUGCCAAGGAUGUGGUGAUCACGGCCAAGGACACGGUCUCAGACACGCUAACCAGUGUUGUGGGGAAGACUCGGGAUGCGGUGCAGGGUGGCGUGGAGAGGACCAAGACUGUGGUCACUGGAAGUGUCAGCACAGUGCUGGAGAGCAGAGUGGCCCAGCUCGUCAGCAGCGGAGUGGACACGGCGCUCAGUACGUCCGAGAGCCUGGUGGAGCAGUACCUUCCUCUGACAGAGGAUGAGCUGGAGCUGGAGGCCAAAACUGUGAAAGGCUUCGAUAGGAGGGAGAUGAGCUACUACGUGCGACUGGGUUCUCUCUCCACAAAGCUGAGGAAGCGGGCAUACACCAGGGCUGUGGAGAAAAUCCAAGACGGCAAGCAGCGCAGCAUAGGAUUCAUCUCAGGGCUCAACUCCACGGUUGACAUGAUUGAAUACGGAAGAAAGCAUAUUGGCGAAGCUAACCAGAUUGUAAAUGACAAGCUCAGCUCUUUGGUGGCGUGGAAGUCCAAUAGUCCAACCCAGGAGCAUGGUCAUGACGCAGAGGUAAUUGAGUCUCACACCUUGGCCCUGGCACGUUCCCUCACCCAGCAGCUCCAAACCACCUGUCUGGUCCUCGUCUCUGGCCUGCAGGGCCUUCCCCACCACGUCCAACAGGAGGCGCUCUCCCUCAGCCGCUCUGCCUCGCAGGUCUACGGCAACUUCCGCAAAGCCAAGGUGCUGGGCGACCUUCCCGACAGCAUGCUCACCGGCAGCAGAGCACAGCUGAGCAGAAUGAGCAGCUCUCUGGACAACAUCAUGGAUUAUCUGGUCAACAACACGCCACUCAACUGGCUCGUCGGUCCCUUCUAUCCACGAAUGACUCCUGACACAAAACACGCCCUGUCCACGUCAUCCACCGAGCCGCAGAGAGCAGCGCCAAUGGAAGUGGAGAUGGAGCAACUACAGUGACGCUUUACUGCUGUGGUGUUGUUCCAUUUUUAAGUUUUUAUGCUUUUUGCUUUAAUCAGGCCCCAUGUCAGAUUCUCUGCAAAAUGUGUUACUUUCAAACCAACCUGUCAAACCUAACCCUGUGCAUAUUUCUACAUAAAAAAUUAUGAAGUA
Messenger RNA from Paralichthys olivaceus (Japanese flounder), 1475 nucleotides. RefSeq names its product perilipin 2 (gene plin2). Lineage: Eukaryota; Metazoa; Chordata; Actinopteri; Pleuronectiformes; Paralichthyidae. Gene Ontology annotation, biological process: lipid storage; positive regulation of triglyceride storage. The record is from RefSeq and is a predicted model, not a curated record. Gene Ontology annotation, cellular component: cytosol; lipid droplet.